AGCCAAUUAAAACUCAUAUCUACCUUUGUGACUGUGUUUCCUCUACAAAUAUCUAACAAGUAUUGUCUUACGUCUUACCUGGCGUGUUUCCUGGAGAGCUCUCUCCUUCUUCCAGGAGGACUGGACUGUAGGUGUGUGUGUGUGCGUGUGCGUGUGCGUGCGUGCGUACGUGCGUGCGUGCGUGUGUGGCUAUAUAGUCGCUAUGAAUGU
Molecule: messenger RNA, 210 nt
Organism: Geodia barretti
Lineage: Eukaryota; Metazoa; Porifera; Demospongiae; Tetractinellida; Geodiidae
Source: the annotation of a GenBank genome assembly